CGCCGUCUUGCAGUUCAUAUUCAAAGUGCAGUAAAUAUGUAGCCAGGAAACGUGGCGAUGAACGUGGCACGGAUUACUGUUUAUAAUAGAGUUUAAACAACGACGCCAUGACAGCGUCGACUUCAACGAAGACCCAGAUUGUUUCUGCGAUGUCGAAGCGUCGCUGGCAGUGGCUUGCCUUUCUCGGGCUGUUCCUAGGAUACUGGGGGAGCGUCUUCUGCCGCACGGCAACGGAAGCUGUUAUGCCCGCCAUGAUGCAGGACAAAACAAUCCAGUUCGACAAGCGUACAGCAGGAACUAUGCUGGCCUGUGGGAAUGGUGCAUUCAUCCUGGGCAAAAUCCUCUGCGGGGUGGCCUCAGAGUCGUUCGGAGGGACGCGAGUUCUGACUGUGUCUCUGCUGCUAGUGGCGUUCUUUGCCAUAGCCUACGCCAGGGUGUUUACCGCCUCCAUGCUGAUUGGUUCCUACAUGCUACUGAAGCUUUUCACUGCGAUCUGGCCAGCGAUCACCAAGCUGCUGUCAGCAUGGUUUGACAAGCAGGAUUAUGGGAAGGUUCUGGGAGGAAUGUCCAUUGGUUUCCAGGCGGGAAGUGUCAUCGCUACUGUUCUCAUCGGCUCCAUGCUGUCCAGAGGUCUCCACUGGAGGACUGUAGUGACCAUCCCGGCAGUUGCCAUGGUAAUGAUUGUGUGCCUGAAACAGUUUAUUCUGUACGAGUCUCCCAGUAAACUUGGGCUUGCGCCGGCAACACGAGAAACAGAAUCCCCUGCAAAGCAGAAGCCCCAGGACCACCCCAUGGACCCCAUGAGUGUGAGACAGGCCCUGGUUUACAUGAUGGAGACUCCUGUCUUCUGGGUGGUGGCUGUGGCUUCUAUGGCUCUGUCAGGAGUGUUUGAACUUCAGAUCUUCAUGCCUCUGUACUUUAAGGAAGCGCUCCACCUCACGCCAGGUCAGGCUGCGCAGGCCGCCGCCCUCGCUCCCGCCGGCGCCAUCGUCUCUCUCGUCAUCGGUGGCGGUCUCUACGACAGACUUCGCCGGCAGGAAAAAUGCAUCAUGAUCUCUACAUUCCUCCUCAUAACUGUCAUGUGUAUAGGAACGUUGUGGCAGUACAAAAACAUUGACGUCAAACUCGCCGUGGUGGUCGCGUUCUUUCUCGGCUUCUCCGUAACCACCCCGUUCUUCCUCCCCAUCACGAUAUUCUACAUGUCGUUUGGAGGCAAGCGUCACACGCCCACUGUGACGGGCAUCCUGGACUGUCUGGGUUCGCUGGCUGCAGUAGUCAUGGACAAUCUCAUGGGGUCGUUUGCAUGGAAGGACUUGUUUGCAGUGCAGUUGGGUUGUGCAGUGGCAGGACUGGUGUCGUUAGCACUGCUCCUGUCUUCACGUCACUCAACAUAAUGAGAAAGAUAAAUUUACUAUGAAGAUGAAAUUUCUUUUUCUAUGAAAAAGAGAAUGAUUAAAUUUCUCAUCUAUUUUUUCUCUUAUUUUCUGUAAUAUUAUUAUUAUUAUUUUUUUUAGAUAAAAUUUUACAUUCCCUUUUUGUUGCUGUAAGAAAUGGUGGUACAAUGUAUCAUUAUGGUGCUGGAGUUGAAAUGCUUUUGUAUGUAAGAAAAUUAUGAUAAUACCACUAAAAGGAUGAAUGAGCACGUUUCAUAAUAUGAAUAUUUGUGGAAUCAUGUACGGGUGAGCAGGCAAUAUGUAACAACAUAAAAGCACAAAUCAAACAUAUCAAUGCAGUACUUAUUAACCAUUCCUUACUUGUAGCUAUGUUUGCGAGACAUACUUAGAUACGCCAAAAAGCAGUUACUUUUUAAAAGCAACUGGAUAUGAUUUUGGAAAUGGUCAGACCUUUCAGAUGGCAUCCACCAUCUUUUGUCAGUGAACAUACAUAGAUACUUUACCAAAAGUCUAUGGCUUGUGGGUCAAAUAUAUUUGGCACAUCAUCUAUGGCAUUUAUCAGAAUCUGUCAUACAGAUCUGAUGUAUAUGACCCCUGAUAUAGUUCCCUUUUUUUAAUCCAAAUGUAAUUUGUCUCAGGAUAAGAGGCAUGUAACCAUAGAUAUUAAAUGUCUAUCCGGCUGAGAAA
This is a messenger RNA of Branchiostoma floridae (Florida lancelet), 2081 nucleotides long. Its product is annotated as probable hexose phosphate transport protein. The transcript has 6 exons. Gene Ontology annotation, molecular function: glucose 6-phosphate:phosphate antiporter activity. Gene Ontology annotation, biological process: phosphate ion transmembrane transport; glucose-6-phosphate transport. Lineage: Eukaryota; Metazoa; Chordata; Leptocardii; Amphioxiformes; Branchiostomatidae. The coding region runs from base 108 to 1394 and encodes 428 amino acids. The record is from RefSeq and is a predicted model, not a curated record. Gene Ontology annotation, cellular component: membrane.